AUGUCUGCCAACUUAUACUUUGCUUACUCCAUCAAGAAGGAGUAUAGUCUGCCGGUGACUCCUAACGGCGAUGCUGCCGAUGAGGCGAGGAAAGAACGUAAGAAGUUCAUCAGAGCGUGUGACGCCUGCUCAAUACGAAAGACCAAAUGUGAUGAAAGCAGACCUUGUCGAAAUUGCUACAACAACGGACUAGAGUGUACCGAGCUUCGGGAACGGAAGAAGAUGGGGCCCAAGAAGCUAAGGAAAAGAACUCUAGACACGAUCAACGCCUUGGGCAAGACUCGGCGUUUGGCGCCUGACCUCACGCCUGUAGCAGAUGUGCUCAGCACAACACCUUUUUGUGAAACGGUGGCCAGGGCAUUGGUGCCGUUGACGGUGCCGUCGCUUUCGCUUUGUUUACCUGAGAUCCUCAACUACUUGAAAAAUUCCAAUUCUCAUAAUGCAAACAACUUGGAGGGAAUGGCAAAAGAUGUGGCUAUGGCGUCGUGGGCACUUUUGCUUCUUGCUGCGCUUUCAGCAAAGGGAAAUCCUCCUCCCAAAAACACCAUCACUGAAUUGGCUGAGUAUGUAACACAGGCCCAUGCGGACUUCUCUAGCCAGCUGUUUCUCCUGCUCAAGGAAACAACCACAUCAGCAACUCACUACUACAUGUCCCUUGCAGAGCUUCACAUGUACGGCUAUUUUGCCUUCAAAAGCCAUGCUUUCUGCAUCAGGCAGCUUCUCCACCUUCGAGGGGCCAUCACUCACUAUCAGCUAAUAUCAGCGUCCUCGGACAGUGACAUCACCGGACUUUCUGAACUACGACUUACUUUGUAUACUGCUGAGCGCAGUGCGUGCUUGUUCGCCAUUGAUGAAGUAUUUCGAGGUAAUUGUUUGAUUUUUUCGGGUCCUUCGUCUAGUUUCUAUGCUGACUUCCCUGUGAAGACGCUAAUUCUUGACUGCUGCCACGAUAUAUUCAACGUCCUAGAGGCAAGCGGUGUGUUCAUGCGGAGCUCUAGCCUUCCAAGCAUAUUUGUUUGGCGCUACUCUGCAUUUGAGACCAGGACCGGUAUCUAUGGCAGCAUCAAGGUAAAAGCGCAUGAAAUCGUUCUGGCGAAGCUUAACAAUACAAUGACAGCGUCUGAGAGGCUGUUUGUGCAAGUUCUCUUGAAAUUCGUUUUGUUCAGGGUGUUACUUUUGUAUGCUGGUGAGUACUCUCAGGAUACGGUGAGUAACGAGCUACUUGAAUUGAUCACUCAAACUACUGCCGCCCUUGCUAUUGGCAAAGAUGAUCCCUUUUUCAAAAUUCAUAUCCGUGUGUUUUCUCUCAUUCCACAGAUGCUCGAUCUACUACGUUCCUACUUCGAGUCUGUCGGCAACAAUGCACCGGCAGAAGCACACGGACGACUCAAAGAGUAUACUCAUGCCUUGCUAGCUCUUUGUGAACACACUCCUUUCGGCGCAAUGGCUGAAAUGGAUGAAAUUUUGUGUCACUGGUUUACAAAAGAAGCUAAUGACUUGUGGACUGCUCUUAGUUCAGAGAGCCCUGGUAUGUCCCUCGGUCUGUGA
Molecule: messenger RNA, 1548 nt
Organism: Candidozyma auris
Lineage: Eukaryota; Fungi; Ascomycota; Pichiomycetes; Serinales; Metschnikowiaceae
Gene: ZCF7
Product: Zcf7p
Exons: 1
Coding region: 1-1548 (515 amino acids)
Biological process (GO): regulation of DNA-templated transcription
Molecular function (GO): zinc ion binding; DNA-binding transcription factor activity, RNA polymerase II-specific
Source: RefSeq, a predicted model, not a curated record